AGGGAGGAAUUCCGGGCGCGAGCGGGGCUGCUCUUUUCCGAGAACACGGCCCGGUCCCCGGGGAACGCGACAUGACCUCUGUGGUGGUCGUUGAUGGCGGGGGAACAGCGGUGGAGUACGUCAGCGCGAUGGAGACGCCGCAGCAGGAGGAGGGGCAGGGGGAGGAGGAGUACCCGGCGGUGAUUGUGGAGCCCAUGCCCAGCACUCACCUGGAGCAGUGCUACGCCGCCCAGGUACUCGUCUACGACGAUGAGACCUACCUGAUGCAGGACGUUGCGGAGGAGCAGGAAGUUGAGACCGAGGUCAUAGAGACAGUGGAGGCGUCGGUCCACGGCAGCAGCGUCCACUGCUCAGACAAGACGAUCGAGGCGGCAGAGGCCCUCCUUCACAUGGACUCUCCCACCAGCCUGAGAGGGGAUCGCAGCCCAGUGGAGGAGUUCUCGGCACCCUGCGCGGCCACGCCGGAGUUCAUCCACGCCGCCAUGCGGCCGGACGUGAUCACGGAGACGGUGGUGGAGGUGUCGACGGAGGAGAGCGAGCCCAUGGAGGUGUGCCGGGUCCUGGAGGCCCCCGAGAGCGAGCCGGCCAAGAGGAAGAAAGCGGGGAGAAAGCCAAAGAUGCAUCAGCCAGUUUCAAACGGCUCACCUGAUCUGGGUAUCAAGAAGAAACCGAGGGAAGGCAAGGGUAACACCACCUACCUGUGGGAGUUCUUGCUGGACCUCCUCCAGGACAAGAACACCUGUCCCAGGUACAUAAAGUGGACGCAGAGAGAGAAGGGCAUCUUCAAGCUGGUGGACUCCAAGGCCGUGUCCAAGCUCUGGGGAAAACACAAGAACAAGCCAGACAUGAACUAUGAGACCAUGGGUAGAGCCCUGAGGUACUACUACCAGAGAGGCAUACUAGCGAAAGUGGAGGGCCAGCGCCUGGUUUACCAGUUCAAAGAGAUGCCCAAGAACAUCGUGGUGAUCGACGAGGACAAGACGGACGCGGCGGUGGAGGGGCUGCUGGCAGCGGAGCGGCCGUGCGAGCGGGUGCCCCCGGCCUCCGAGACGCUGCUGACCGCGCCCGAGCUGGCCAAGGCCCCCGGCAUCCUGCGGGGCGCGGUGCGCACCCUGGUCCAGCCCGGCCUGGCCGCCAAGGGCAAGGGCGGCCACCCCGCGGCCCGGAUCGUGACGGUGACGACGGCCUCGGACGCGUGCCACCCGCAGCAGCAGACCCAAACUGCCAUCAUCCCCACAGCCUCAGGGCCCAGGACGGUACGGGUGGCCAUGCAGGUGCCGGUGGUGAUGACGACGUCGCUGGGCCAGAAGAUCCCCACGGUGGCGGUGCACUCCCCCGGCUCGCCCGUCACCAACCCCGCCCCCAAGGUGGUCAUCCAGACCAUCCCCACGGUGAUGCCGGCCACGGCCGAGAACGGCGAAAAGAUCACCGUGCAGCUGGCCAAGAUCAUCACCAUCCCCGCCGCCCAGCUGGCCCAGUGCCAGCUGCAGGCCAAGCCCGGCGUGGGCGUGGUGGGCGCGCCGCUGGCCGUGCGGGCCCUGGCGCCGGUGUCGGUGGCCCCGGGCGCGCAGGUGUUGCGGCUGGCGGUGCCGGCCCAGCAGCCUGGCGAGCAGGCGCCGCGCGUGGUGACCGCCGCCGCCGUCGUCGUGCGCCCCCCGCCCAAGCAGGACGGCACCGCGCAGGACUGUAACACAGAGACUGACGCGGUGAAAACCGAGUCCCCCGAAUGCUGAGAGCGGGGUGGCGGGGAAACGCGGGAAGAACUGACUUUUUACUCCCCCCCCAUCCCUCCUGAGUCUUUUGGUCCCGUCAGAGGCUCUGCUCCAUCAGGGAAGUAACUCAGAGCGACUCAGAACGCCACAUUUUCAACAAAUCCGAAUGUCCGUUUCUUUUUUUGUUUUUUUAAAUAACCGUAGUCAGAGCGACUAUAAAGAUCAAGACACUUAACGAAAUAAGUGGUUUUUGUUUUUUGUUUUUUGGUAACGUACAUCCCAUGGUUUCCAUGGGAACGUCAUCAAAUAGGUCCCUGGGCUCAGCGGUGUCCGUGGAAAUAGGAAUCGGACGAAGGAUGGGAGAAGGGACCAGUUGAAAGCACUACGGUUUUUAUCCCCGACACUAACCUUCCGCAACACUAAAGCAAACGUGAUCUCAAGGAGGGGGAGUGGGCGUGCUGGGGGAUUAGAUGGGAAAACAAGAUUUGUAACACUUUAGUUCAGUGGGAUUUUGGCAUUUAAAAUGCAAACCAGCAAAUUGUUCGACUAUCACUGUGUGGAGGUAGUACCCAUUUUACCGGUGCUAACGAGCGCUUCAUACAUCUUUGUGAAAAGUAAAGUUGCUGUGUGCCGACAGCACGAGAAAGGGAUAGAAAAAGGGACUUUGUAUAUAUCUGUUAUACAGUUUAUGAAAUUUCAAACAAGCAGCCUUAGAUGAUUUUUUUUUUUGUUUUUUAUUUCCUAAAAAUUAAGCUAACUAGCUUUUUUGUGUAAAACUCUUUUUUGAUAUGUUGUACCAAGCACAGUAUUAUAGAAAUAAAGCGACACGUUUUGUAUUAUCAUUUAGAGCUCUCGUCAGGAUUUCAGUUCUAGCACACCUCUGCCCGUUUCCCGGUGUUUCAGCAUCUCUUUGGACAUUCGUUCUCCAGGUAUCUGUUUAACAGUUUCAGAUGAGAAGGGUCACGUGCCGCAUGAUUUCUCGCAGUUCUACGCUUUGUUUCCACUUAUUUUCCUUUUUGCGUUCAUUUUUAGUCCUUGAAAGUGAGGGAGAGAAGAUGUUUGUGUUCAGACUGAACUAGUUUAUAUAUUCAACAUUUGAAGUAUAUUCUAUUCUGUUGUACUCUUGUUUCAAAGUGUAUUCAUGUAGAUUUUACUGAAAUAUACAAAAAAGAAACUAAUUUGAUUUUUUUUUUUUUGUUUGAUUCCUUUC
This is a messenger RNA of Megalops cyprinoides (Indo-Pacific tarpon), 2922 nucleotides long. RefSeq names its product ETS-related transcription factor Elf-2-like. Gene Ontology annotation, cellular component: nucleus. The transcript is spliced from 8 exons. The record is from RefSeq and is a predicted model, not a curated record. Lineage: Eukaryota; Metazoa; Chordata; Actinopteri; Elopiformes; Megalopidae. Gene Ontology annotation, biological process: regulation of transcription by RNA polymerase II; cell differentiation. Bases 72 to 1733 code for a protein of 553 amino acids. Gene Ontology annotation, molecular function: DNA-binding transcription factor activity, RNA polymerase II-specific; sequence-specific DNA binding.